Messenger RNA from Talaromyces amestolkiae, 1395 nucleotides. RefSeq lists its product as uncharacterized. Gene Ontology annotation, biological process: tetrahydrofolylpolyglutamate biosynthetic process. The transcript is spliced from 4 exons. The record is from RefSeq and is a predicted model, not a curated record. Bases 1 to 1395 code for a protein of 464 amino acids. Gene Ontology annotation, cellular component: mitochondrion; cytosol; cytoplasm. Gene Ontology annotation, molecular function: ATP binding; tetrahydrofolylpolyglutamate synthase activity. Lineage: Eukaryota; Fungi; Ascomycota; Eurotiomycetes; Eurotiales; Trichocomaceae.
AUGCUGAACAUUGGUGCUGCAGCAGUAUCUACUCCCACUCCUAGCUCACAGUCAUUGCGAGGCGUGCCAAGUGUAGUUGGAAUGAAAGAGUGGCUUGAAGCCUUAGGACACUCAACCAACGACAUCAACGCCUUAAACAUCAUCCAUGUCGCCGGCACCAAAGGAAAGGGUAGCACAUGCGCAUUUACGCGAUCAUUUCUUCACGCACAUGGUCUACGGACUGGGUUUCCUAAUCGCAUUGGCCUGUAUACCGGUCCAGAUCUACAAUCCAUCCGGGAGAGGAUACAAAUAGACAAUCAGCCCAUCACCGAGGAUCUUUUCACUCGAUACUUUUUCGAGGUGUGGGAGCGUCUUUCGCCUGAUUCUUGUGAUGCUACCGGCGAAAAUAAAAAAUCCAGACUGCCUCGCUACUUGCAACUACUAGCUUUAUUGGCGUUCCACACUUUCAUCAGAGAACGUGUACAGGCGGCUAUUUUUGAGACUCAUCAUGGCGGUGAAUACGACGCUACGAACGUCAUUCCGCACCCCGUCGUGACUGCUAUUACAUCCCUUGGUAUGGAUCACGUCGCGCAAUUAGGUCCUACGAUUGACGAUAUUGCGUGGCAUAAAUCGGGGAUCUUUAAGCCUGGGGUUCCAGCCUUUUCAGCGCCGCAGGAUCCAGGGCCGGUGGAGGUUAUGCGUCGUCGUGCCGAGGAGAAGAAUGUUCCGUUGAAGUUUGUGUCGAACUAUGAGAUGUUACCGAAGAAUAAGAAGGUGCUGGCUGUUCCUGUGCAACGGAUUAAUUGCUCCUUGGCUCUGGAGGUAGCGCGGUGUUUUCUACAGGCGAAGGCACCAGAAUGUGUGAUUGAUGAUGAUCUUAUCCGCGAGGGAGUUGAGAAUUUCAGUUGGCCAGGCAGAUUUGAGAUAAUCCAGGACGGUCAAAUACGGUGGUUCUUGGAUGGUGCGCAUAACCCGCUGAGUCUGAGACAGGCCGCACAGUGGUUUGCGGAUAAUACAAACCAUUCAGAGACGACAAAAUGUCGCGUCCUUAUUUUCAGUCAUUACUCUGAAGAACGUGACGGUAUGACGCUCGUCGAGGAGCUAGCUCGUAGCUUGCCCGAGAAUGAUGCACGGCCUUAUAAAGUCAUCUUCACCUCCUACAAUGAAAGGAAAGAUGGCGUGAGGCGGAUCGACAAGACUCUCAAAGUGCCGGAAACCCCUUUUCCAAAUUUGGGCACCCAUUAUGCUACGCGAUGGGAACAACUGGACCCAAAAGCCCAACUAUAUGUAGAACCAACGAUUGAAGAUGCGUUGAUGCUUGCUAGAGACAUCGCUGUCGAAAAGAAAGGACUCGACGUGCUGGUGACGGGAAGCUUGCAUCUUGUUGGUGGUGCGCUCAGCUUACUACGACCAUGA